Molecule: messenger RNA, 4751 nt
Organism: Erpetoichthys calabaricus (reedfish)
Lineage: Eukaryota; Metazoa; Chordata; Cladistia; Polypteriformes; Polypteridae
Gene: strn
Product: striatin, calmodulin binding protein
Exons: 18
Coding region: 167-2527 (786 amino acids)
Cellular component (GO): dendrite
Molecular function (GO): protein phosphatase 2A binding; protein-containing complex binding; armadillo repeat domain binding
Source: RefSeq, a predicted model, not a curated record
GGCUGUCAGACUAACGCUCCACAGCCGAGCUAGCCACUUCGUUAGUGUGUAGCUUUUUCCCCCCUCUGUAUUUUAGCGUACAGGCGGAGGUCGGAACGAGCGUUGCAGCGGCGACGUAAAGCCGUGCCAGCCCUCCGCAAUCCUAACGCUAUCACCCGGCCUGGCUAUGGAUGAGCAGGCGGGGCCCGGCGUCUUUUUUAACAAUAAUAAUAAUUCAGUUUUGGCCGGCGGCGCCAAAGGACCGGGGCCACAAGCCGAAGGAGGCGGAGGGGAAGCGGCCAGAGCUCAGUAUAGUAUUCCGGGGAUUUUGCACUUCCUACAGCACGAAUGGGCCCGAUUCGAGUUGGAAAGGGCGCAGUGGGACGUGGAGCGGGCCGAGUUGCAGGCCCAGAUUGCUUUUCUGCAGGGUGAGCGUAAGGGACAAGAGAAUCUGAAGAAAGACCUGGUCCGCAGGAUCAAGAUGCUGGAAUAUGCACUGAAACAGGAGAGAGCAAAGUACCACAAGUUAAAAUAUGGAACUGAGUUAAGUCAAGGUGAUAUGAAACCACCAAACUAUGACUCUGAUGAAGGGAAUGAAAAUGAAAAUGAAAAUGAGGUGCGAGCACCACAGAAUAGCCAGAUAACAUGGAAACAAGGCCGACAGCUUCUUAGACAGUAUCUACAAGAGGUGGGCUACACGGACACAAUCCUGGAUGUUAAGUCACAGAGAGUUAAAGCAUUAUUGGGUUUGACUGGUGAUGGUGAAGAGAGACCUUCGGAUUCAAACCUUGAGCCAAUGGUGAAUGGCACCGAGCCAUCUUUAAAGGAAGCUAUAAUGAUUGGAAAACCUGAUUUAUCUGACUCAGCAUCUGUACUUGAUACCUUUAAAUUUAUGGAAAGUGCUGCUGCAGAGUUUAGUGAUGAAGAUGAUGAUGAUGAUAGUGAAGGAAAAGAGAAAACAAUAAUUGAUUCGGCAACUAUUGUGAGAAAGAAAGUGCCAUCAUCAUCUUCCACUUCAUCAAUGUCUGAAGUUAGUGAUGACCCUGACACGGAAGAGGCUCUCAAAGAAUUUGACUUCUUGGCAACAGAUGAUGGAGAUGGAUUGGCAGAAUCAAGAAGUGCUGGAGAUGGAACAGAAUGGGAAAAGGAAGAACAGUGUCCCAUACCAGAAGGCUGGGACGUGGACCAGGGCUUAAUAACCAAGCUCAAGGAGCAAUACAAAAAGGAACGCAAGGGGAAAAAGGGGGUGAAGAGGCCAAACAGGUCAAAGCUUCAAGAUAUGCUUGCCAAUCUAAGAGACGUGGAAGAACUUCCUCCCAUGCAGCCUCCUGUGGCACCUCCUUCUCGACCUACCAUAACACGGCUUAAUGAACAUGAAGCAACAAGAACAGAUGAAAUGGAUGCGUUGACCUUUCCACCAUCAUCAGGAAAAGCCUUUAUUAUUGGUGCAGAUGAAGCAAUGGAAAGCGAGCUUGGUCUCGGAGAACUUGCAGGUCUGACAGUUGCCAAUGAGGCAGAUACACUCACAUAUGAUAUAACUAACAAUAAAGAUGCACUAAGGAAAACAUGGAACCCAAAAUUUACGUUACGGAGUCACUUUGAUGGGAUUCGAGGUCUCGCUUUUCACCCUGUUGAACCAGUGUUGUUAACUGCUUCAGAAGAUCACACUCUGAAAAUGUGGAACUUGCAGAAAACAGCUCCUGCAAAAAAGAGUACCUCACUAGAUGUGGAGCCUAUCUACACAUUUAGAGCUCACAGGGGUUCUGUAUUAUGUGUAGUGAUGAGCACUAAUGGAGAUCAGUGUUUCAGUGGUGGAAUUGAUGGGACAGUUCAGAGCUGGAAUACUCCUAGCCCAAAUGUUGACCCUUAUGAUUCAUAUGAUUCAUCUAUACUGCGAGGUGCUCUUUUGGGUCACACCGAUGCAGUAUGGGGUUUAGUAUACAGUGCGGCACAUCAGAGGUUACUGUCCUGUUCAGCAGAUGGCACUGUACGAUUGUGGAAUGCUGCAGAAAUCUCUCCAGCCUUGACAGUAUUUAAUGAAAACAAAGAGCUGGGGAUUCCCUCUUCUGUUGAUCUUGUAUGCAGUGAUCCAGCACAUAUGGUUUCAUCAUUUAACACAGGAAACACAGGGAUCUUCAACAUGGAGACACGACAGUUGGUUCUUAAUCUUGAGUCUAAUACUGACACUGGUGCUUCUUGUCAGAUCAACAAGGUUCUCAGCCAUCCAACCCUUCCCAUUACAAUUACGGCACUGGAGGACAGGCACAUUAAGUUCUUUGAUAACAACACAGGCAAACUGAUCCAUUCAAUGGUGGCACAUUUAGAUGCUGUUACGAGUUUAGCUGUUGAUCCAAAUGGAUUGUAUUUGAUGUCUGGUAGUCAUGAUUGUUCAAUCCGUUUGUGGAACCUAGAAAACAAGACUUGUAUUCAGGAAUUCACUGCCCAUCGAAAGAAAUUUGACGAGUCUAUCCAUGAUGUGGCAUUCCACCCAUCCAAAUGUUACAUUGCCAGUGCAGGAGCCGAUGCUUUGGCCAAAGUCUUCGUAUGACACAGUUUUUCCUUCAGCACAUCAUGCUCUGUAUCUCUCAGCCAGCUCCAAGAGACAGACUACAACUAAUGAGGAACAAAAGGGGUUCUGCUUUUUAAUGGGUGUAAUGGAUGUUUUGGCAAGUUGCCCUUCAAGAUAGCCAGUGAAUGGCUCAGGACUUCUUACAAAAGCCCCUUUUUAACUUCACAGCAAGGGCCUUAUAGCUUAAAUUCUGCUCUGUUCUAAUAAAGAUAUAUAAUAAUAAUAAAACACAGCUAUAUAUAGAGCUGUGCUCUACAUCCCUCCAGGCCGGCCUGGAUGAAAGUAGGCUUGUGCAAGUCAUGUGAGCUUCAUUGAGUUAUUAGGGAUUCAUUAAAAUAUAGUUUUGUAACAAGAGUGGCAGUGGAAAUUGCAUUAUUGUAAUUUCACAUAUUGGCUGGAGAGGCUUUUAGUUAAUGCUACAAAUCUUUUGUGUUGCAUACCACUUUCUUCAUUGAAAAUUUCAUUAACUACAGGCUUAACAAUGUUUUCUUAAAUUGAUUGUCAAACCAACGAUAUUAGGAGGUUUCAUUUUAGGAACUUAAUGAUGUAUAUCGCAUUAAAUUACGAUACAACCUUACCUUUUCUGACUGAUAACCUGAAGUCUAGUUUUAAAAUUCGAAUAUUGAUUGUGGCCAGUGAAGAAUCGGUUCAGUUUUUAAGCGAUACCUAUCUCUUAAAAAUAACUUAAACAAACAAAAAUCUCUCUAGUGCUUAAUACUUCUUCCAGACAAUAAAAAAAAAAAAGUUUUGCACCGUAAAUGUAAAUUUGGGGACAAAGAAGCAAUUUGCAAGUUUAUUUUUUUUACAAUUGUUCCUUUAAAAAGAGCAUAAGAGUAUGUAGGAAUCUACAGGGUUAGAUUAGGAUUAGAGUUCACAAAUUUGUGAAUUAAUUCUGAAAUCUGAUUGAUUUAAAACAACAUCACUAUAAACAUGAAUUUUCCUAUCAUCUCUCAUCUUAAAUUCCUUACUUUUUUCAUCAAUGAUUUUGCCAAUUAUUUAUGUCAUACUGUCAUUUACGUUUUUAAUUUUUAUUAAAAUCACAAAAGUGUUCAGGGAUAUUUUAUAAAUGUAUAAUACGUUUCCAGUGGAUACCAAUUUAAUUUUUAUUAUUUCAAGCCUCGCCUUUUUUACUUGAUUAGGGUUAAUAAUCCUAAAUGGAAGCUUUUAAUUUCUUUUGACCAUUUUAACCAACUGGGUUUUCCCCACUUUCCCUUGUCAGAUAUAAUUCACUGCCAAGCUUUAGAGACAUUUCAUUUCCUGCUUUAAAGAUUAUCAAAUCUGUAAUAAGAAAAAGAACGAACAUUAAAAGUGAUGAAACGCCCGCACAAGGCAGCUAGUGCAAAUUGCACAAUGAGCUCUAGACAUUUUAUUGUAGUUCUUUUAAAAAUAAAAUUUUGGUAACAUCAAUUUUGAAGUUACCCAUGUUCAUCUGGUCUGUUAUUUUUUUAAUUUGUUUACAAAAAUAAAGAAGAUACACCACCCCAUGACAAACUGCAUCGGGUGUUGAGUGCAGUGAUGAAAGACCUUUAACCCUUACUUUCACAGCAGAUUAAUGUAUUGUGCUAAGAUAUAUUUAAAAAUGUAAAGUGGCUAUGAUUUGGCAAUCAAAAUAUUAAAAAAAAAAAGAUUAAUUAAAUCCGCAGUUUCUGUGGCAGGUGGGAUGGACUGCAGUUGCCCCAAGCCUUUAAGAACACAGGAUCUGCUUGUAUGAGUGCCCAUCAGCAGAAACAUGGCAGUGAACAAGUGCAGGCAUACUGUUGCACUUCUGCAAUUGAGCUGUGUGUAAUUUAUUCUUUUAAGUAUUUUAAGCACUAGAAUAUACACUGGCUGCCAUUUUAGUUGCAAUAAAUAGGAUAUAUAAAUAUAUAUGUAUAUUUAUAUAGAAAUUUAGGGGUUUGGGUUUAUUGAAUUAAUGUCAUAUAUUGUCUUAAUCCAAUGGGUCUUUGGCCCAUUAACAUACAUAUUUUGAAUGUCUGGUUUAUUUGCAGAAAACCAAUGUGUUAUAUAGAAUUUCUAAAGGUUCUACAGUAUAUAUUGUAAACAUUUUAUUCCGUGGUCCAGUACCCUUUUUUUUGUAGUGGGUUAUCUUUCCACUGCAUUUUGCUAACAGCAUUUAUUUUCUUUUACCAAUUCCAAGUGAGUCAGUGUAAAAAAUAAGGAUUAUGGUGUGGGUCUUGAAUAAAGUGUGUUCUAUUUAACUACA